Messenger RNA from Mytilinidion resinicola, 2169 nucleotides. RefSeq lists its product as uncharacterized. The transcript is spliced from 2 exons. Gene Ontology annotation, molecular function: flavin adenine dinucleotide binding; FMN binding; NADPH-hemoprotein reductase activity. The record is from RefSeq and is a predicted model, not a curated record. Bases 1 to 2169 code for a protein of 722 amino acids. NCBI's taxonomy places the organism in Eukaryota, Fungi, Ascomycota, Dothideomycetes, Mytilinidiales, Mytilinidiaceae. Gene Ontology annotation, cellular component: cytosol.
AUGUCUACCCCUCUAUUUUCAAGUAAUGGCUUGCCUGAGUCUCUUCUGGAGCUCACUCAGCUGGCAAAGCCUUCCUCCUAUGCAGAUAUCGCUGCCUUGGGCUUGGUUGCUCUUGGUUCAGUAGGCUAUCUAUUGAGAGGAAUCGCGUGGGACAAACCAGACCCGUAUAACUACAUGUUCUACGAAAGACCACAAGAAAAGGAUUCUGCUGGCAGAAAUGCCCAAAAAGAGACCAGAAACAUAGCUCAGAAACUUGACGAAUCUGAAAAAUCCCUCGUAAUCUUCUGGGGCUCGCAAUCUGGCACUGCCGAAGCCAUCGCGAACCGCCUCGCAAGAGAAUGCCAUCUCCGAUUUGGCCUAAACUGCAUGGCAGCAGACCUCUCCGACUACGACACCGAGACCAUCGCCCUCAUUCCUCAGACAAAGUUCGCCAUCUUCAUCAUGUCGACGUUUGGCGAAGGUGAUCCAAGUGACAACUCUGCUGGCUUGUGGGAGUGGGUGUUGAAGUCUACCGACAUCAAGCUCCAAAACCUCCGAUACAUGGCAUUCGGUCUUGGAAACAGCAACUACAAAUACUACAACCGCGUUAUCGACGUUGUGGCAGAAGCGUUGGACAAGUUCGGCGCCCAGAAGUUGAUGCCAGUAGGCCGAGCGGACGAUGCUACAGGCACCACAGAGGAAGACUUUAUGGGAUGGAGAGACGAGCUCUUCACCGUUUUUCGGAAGGACCUGCAUUUCAAGGAACACGAGAUCGCAUACGAGCCUACGCUAUCGGUGGAGGAGGACGAGUCUCUCGACAUCAUCGACCUACAUCACGGUGAACCAAUGCAUCCACGAGAGAAUGCCAAAUCAGCAGCGAGCUGCUCACCUAUCAAAGCACUCAACAUUGUCUCUUCCCGCGAGCUCUUCACCUCAUCGUCUCGCAACUGUAUCCAUAUGGAGCUUGACAUCAAUGACCACUCAGAACUGCACUACAAGACAGGUGAUCAUCUCGCCGUAUGGCCAACAAACCCGGACGACGAAGUGGAGCGACUUCUCCGUGUACUGGGUCUCUCUGAGCGCCGCGAUAUCCCCGUCAGCGUCAAAUCACUCGACGAAACCGUCAAAGUUAAAGUCCCUACACCAACGACGCUCUCUGCACUCUUCCGCUAUUACCUCGAGAUCUGUGCACCCAUCUCCCGGGACACCAUGGCCAGCCUCGCUCAGUUCGCCCCCAAUCCUGCCACAAAAACCUACCUUACCACCCUCGCCACCUCAAAAGAUGCCUAUGCCGACUUCCUAACCCGCAACUACCUCACCAUCGGCCGUCUCCUCGAAGCCGCUCUCGCCUCCGACACCUCCAGCCCACCCACCUGGCCCACCCUCCCCCUCUCCUGGCUCCUCGAAACCCUCCCGCACACCCAACCGCGCUACUACUCCAUCUCCUCCUCCUCCGCCAUCUCUCCCCGGACCCCCGCCAUUACCGCCCUAGUCACCAGCACACCCCUCCCCUCCAACCCCUCCCAAUCCAUCAACGGCGUCACCAGCAACUAUCUCCUCGCUCUCUCCCAAUCCCACCGCUCCUCCUCCUCCUCCAUCACCCAGCCCGCCUCCUCCAUCUACACCCUCACAAACCCCUCCCUCGCCCUCUCCGGCGACUCCCCCAGUGGCCACAAACUCCACGCCCACAUCCGUAAAUCCAAAUUCAAGCUCCCCCUCUCCGCCCUCACGCCCCUCAUCAUGGUCGCCGCGGGCACCGGCCUCGCGCCCUUCCGUGCCUUCAUCUCCGAGCGCGCACGCCUCGCGGCUGUCGGGAAAGAGGUCGGGCCCAUGGUGCUCUUCUUCGGCUGCCGCGACCCGGCGGAGGACUAUAUCUACCAGGAGGGGCUGGAGGGGUAUGUCAAGCAGUUGGAGGGGAAGCUGAGGGUGGUGACGGCGUUUUCGAGGGUCGGGGGGAAGAAGGUGUAUGUGCAGGACCGCGUAAGGGAGGAGGGGGAUGAGGUGGUGCGGUUGUUGACGGAGGAGGCGGGGAAUUUCUAUGUUUGUGGGCGGGCGAGUAUGGCGAGGGAGGUUGGGAAGGUGGUGCAGGGGGCGGUGGGGAGGGGGAAGGGGUGGGAGGAAGAGGAGGUGAAGCAGUGGAGCGAGGGGGUUAAGAGGAGGGGGAAGUGGGGUGAGGAUGUUUGGGGUUAG